This is a messenger RNA of Saccostrea echinata, 1335 nucleotides long. RefSeq lists its product as uncharacterized. Lineage: Eukaryota; Metazoa; Mollusca; Bivalvia; Ostreida; Ostreidae. The transcript has 6 exons. The record is from RefSeq and is a predicted model, not a curated record. Bases 1 to 1272 code for a protein of 423 amino acids.
AUGGACCAUGACUUGGGACAGGUAACGAAUUAUAUUUAUAUAAAUGAGAAAGAUGCUUAUACUUACAAUGAGGCUAUGGAAGUUUGUACCAGUAUGAAUGCUACCAUGUUGACUGUGCAAUCAUGGCAGAAAUGGUAUACCAUACAACAGAUACACAACUCCUCAAAGGACUGGAAUAACGUACCACAUGAAGAGGCGUGGAUGGGUUUGACAAACACAAUCUAUGGUCAUAACUGGGUAGACUGCACUCCUCUGAAUUUUUCGCAGUUCGUAUUUUUCAAGGACGACAAACAAAUAGACUUUCGGCAUGACCAUCAGUGCUAUACCACAAAGGAACAUGAAAGCUACCGAUGGAAACAGAAGAAAUGUGAAGACAAGUUUGCAGUGAUUUGUGAGCAAAAAAUCCAAGGAGUGGUAUGUCCUUUGAGCACGAUUUUUGAGGUAGACAUUUACAAAUACAAAUCAGAGGACGAAGACAGCUGUCAGAAUUCAUGUGACGCCGAUGACAACUGUUACGCAAUGAUUUCCUACUCAAACGGAAGUGACCACUGCUUACAUUUGAGAAAAACCUCUACCAGUAAUCAGGCCAAAGUGGCGAUUAAACUGUGCGCGAAAGGUGAAGUCAAAAUGACAGAUGAAGUCUUGGUUCCAACAAAAAAUGAUGACAAAACACCCUCUUAUACCUGCUCUAACUCCCUCGCUAUCAAUGUUCCUACUACAACCAUAGUCAGCACCACAAGUACCGCCACUGUGUCCAUGACGCCGUCGUACACCACCGUUUAUGAAUCAACGAUCUGUGUUAACAUAACUGUGACAGCAACAGAAACUGCGUAUCAUAAUCUCACGACGUAUAUUCCUGAAACCACAAUUUCUUACAUCCAAUCACAUUUCACUGCUACCAUGACAACUGUAGUUCCAACUACUGUCAUUAUGACGUCAUACAUAGCGCCAUCUACUGUGACAGUGGAAGUGACGCCAUUGCUGACGACGUGUAACAAUCAAACAAAAUUUAUCAACAUCACAAACACACAAUAUAUACAAGAAGCAGUGGAAAACAUCACAAAAGCGUUAUAUGUGGACAAGACAACAAUAAGUUCUUAUGUACGAUCGAAAACGUGUGCCGAGGACGACCGAACUUCUUCUGCAACCGUGGGGUAUUUUGGAAUCGUUUUCAUUGCCGUUCCAUUUGGAUUGAUUUUCCUUCUUGACCUACAUCAAGUUUAUUUGCAGCUAAGCGAAACAGUUAGACAAUGUUGUCGUAAAGACCGCUAGAUUUAAAUCAUAACACGCCAAAGGAAAAUGAAAUUCAUAUAACAUGAUAUUGUACAACACCGA